AUGUUUUUCAGAUCAUUAAUAGGACCCCAUUCUAUCAACAGUUCAUAGAAUCAUAGAAGUAGGGUCGGAAGGGACCUUGUAGAUCUUCAAGUCUGACCCCCUGCCUGGGCAGGAGGGAAACUGGGCUCAAGUGACCCCAGACAGGAUAUGACUACUGGGUAAGACGACAUCUCAAAGACAAGAGUGUGUAUGAACAAAGGAAAAAUGUUGUUUGAGUUUGAAGAUUGCUUCACAUCUUGAUCUUAUUGUUGAACGGUAGUAUUUAAAUACAUUGCAUCAGAUCUAGUGAUGGAGACAAACUGGACCAUAUGUUUGCUACUCCUCUUAUCUAUUACUAUGUUUUUUGCCACUGCUAUACCAGCUGAGGCACAUCAGAAUAAUACAGAAGACAUUGGUCAGCUGAGUGUUACCCGAAAUAAGAUUAUGACAGCACAGUAUGAAUGCUAUCAGAAAAUCAUGCAAGAUCCCAUUCAUAGAAAAGAAGGUACUUACUGUAACAGAACAUGGGAUGGUUGGUUGUGCUGGAAUGAUGUUGUUGCGGGUACCACAUCAGUACAACGCUGCCCUGACUAUUUUCAGGACUUCAACCCAUCAGAAAAAGUUACGAAGAUCUGUGAUCCAAGUGGACACUGGUUUAGACACCCUGAAAGCAACAGAACCUGGACAAAUUAUACCCAGUGCAAUAGCUAUACACAUGAAAAAGUGAAGACAGCCUUGAAUUUGUACUACUUGGCCAUCAAUGGACAUGGUCUUUCAAUUGCAUCACUCUUGAUUUCCCUUGGCAUCUUCUUUUAUUUUAAGAGCUUGAGUUGCCAAAGGAUCACCCUCCAUAAAAAUCUGUUUUUCUCUUUUGUUUGCAAUUCCAUUGUUACAAUAAUUUGGCUGACUGCAGUUGCCAACAACCAGCAGUUAGUUGCGACUAAUCCAGUUAGUUGCAAAGUGUCUCAGUUCAUUUACCUGUAUCUAAUGGGUUGCAAUUACUUCUGGAUGCUCUGUGAAGGCAUUUAUCUGCAUACUCUCAUUGUGGUGGCUGUCUUUGCAGAGAAACAGCAUUUAAUGUGGUAUUAUCUUCUUGGCUGGGGAUUCCCAUUGAUCCCUGCCUGCAUUCAUGCGGUAGCUAGAAGUUUAUAUUACAAUGACAACUGCUGGAUCAGUUCUGAAACACAUCUGCUGUACAUCAUCCAUGGUCCUAUUUGUGCUGCUCUAUUGGUAAACUUUUUUUUCCUGUUGAAUAUUGUGCGAGUUCUUAUAACAAAGCUAAAAGUUACACACCAGGCAGAAUCUAAUCUGUAUAUGAAAGCUGUGAGAGCUACCCUGAUUUUAGUGCCACUUCUUGGCAUUGAAUUUGUGCUGAUUCCAUGGCGACCAGAAGGACGUAUUGCUGAAGAAGUAUAUGACUAUGUGAUGCAUAUCCUCAUGCAUUAUCAGGGUCUGUUGGUGGCUACAAUUUUCUGCUUUUUCAACGGAGAGGUCCAAGCUGUUUUGAGAAGACACUGGAACCAGUACAGAAUCCAAUUUGAACACAGCUUCAGUCACUCAGAUGCUAUUCGCACAGCUUCCUACACAGUAUCAUCAAUCAGUGAUGUUCAGGGCUACAGCUACAAUCAUGAUUCCACCACUGAACAUUUAAAUGGGAAAGGAUACCAUGACAUGGAGACGGUUGUUUUAAAAACUGAAAAGCUAUAUGGCUGACUGCUAGAGACUCUUUAGAUCUUCAGUACUCUAAUCCUCAGAGUUCAUGAACUUGACCUGUUGAUUUAGUGACUUCAUGGCCAGAUUUUUGCCAAACCUGGGACAUUUUUUCCUGAAUGAUGCAACCUAAGACAACAUAUUCCUCACAUAUAUAUUCAUUUAUACAUACAUAUAUAUAUGUGUGUGUGUGUGUGUGCACGCAUGUAUGUGUGUCAAUACAGUAUGGACACAUAAAUAUAUAUGUAUGCACAAAUAUAAAAGUACAUUUAUAAAAAUACAGACUUUGCCUCUUCAGUUUCUACCGUGUAGACAAAGUUGGCAAUUUUUCGUAUGAAGGGAAUCAAUGAAAGAUUUCUUAUUUUCCUGAAAGCUUGUAUGAAGACUAGGUUAUAUUGUAAGCCACUUCAUUUGCAAGAACUCAGCUUGUAAAUACUUUAUUUAUCAUAUUGUAAUGUUUUACUUCAACUGAUACAUGCAACCUAAACAAGUGAUUAAGGCAAGUGCCAGAACUACAAUAAGAUGUCCAGGUUAAUAUCAUAUACAACAUAUAACUAUUUAGAAAGACAGACUGUUUAGGGCAGGAUUGCAGCAACCUAUGGCUUGUUGGCUGGAUUUGGCCUUCCCAGUGAUUUAAUUCAGCCUGCAAAGCCAGGACAUAGGUGGCAAUUUGGUGGUGAGACACCCACCUUUUGAAUGAACUCCAUUACUUCAUCCUGCCACUCCUAAAAGGUUGCCGAGCCCUGAUUUAAGAUAAUGGACUUUGAUAUAUUGGCAGUGAGCUGGCUCAUUUUUGCUUCUGUUUUAAACCAAGCAUAAAGGAAUACAGAUGCUACUGCCAGAAAUCUGCGGUAUGAAACCACCCAACUGCAUCUCUCCUGCAAUGUAACGCUGUACAACAAAUUCUGAAAAGUGUGUGUGUGUGUGUGUGUGUGUGUGUGUGUGUGUCUUCAACGGCAGUUUCCUGUUGACUUUAAUGAGAGCAGUACUAGUUAGGUGCACUAGUUAGAAAAGUCCAUUAUUAGUACACGUGUAACUUUUAAUUCCUUUUUCAACAAAGCUUAUUCACAAAUGAGUUUGAUGGAACUUAAAGGCAUGCUUAAACAUGCUGCGGAUCUUUGACAAGUCUACUUGCAUUGAAAGAUAAUUAUUCUUUAACACAUACCUUGGUCCUUAGCUUAUAAGGCAAAAUUUGUAUUGACGCUCUGCGAGUCUUGCCUGAAAUGACAUGCAAGAUUGGAUGCUAUUUAAAUAAUAGUGUCAAGACCUUAGACCUAGGUGAUUUUUAGAAUUAUCAAGUUGGAAAGGACCCCAAGGGUCGUGUACCCCAACCUCCUGCAUGGAUGCAGGAUGCACUGUUCCUAAGCCAUCCAAGACAGAUACUUAUUCAGCCUCUUUUUGUAUGUUGGAAUUUUUCAGUGUUCAGAAAGCUUGUUACAGUAUAAGCUCUGUCUUAUAAAAAAUCUUUGGAGCCUUUUUAAAGUGUAUUGUUUAGGAAAUUCAACAUUAUAUUGUGAUUGUUGAUUGUAUAAGGUUUGAAUCUGCCUCAGUUUACUCAAAGUUGAGCCGUACUAUAUUCCAUGAGUUCAUUGUUUCUAUUCCUCAUGAACAAGGAUGUCGGAAUAGAAUUUAUGGUAAACAAACAAUUAUUGUGAAGGCUGUUAAAAAGGUCUUAAGAAAAUGUCUUUGAAUACAGCAUUUUAUGUAUGCUUUAAAAGUGUUAUUUUUUUACAUAGUGUAUUUUUAUAUAGAAAUGGAAGGAAAAAAAUCAAGACUAGGGGAGCAUGGUAGAAGAUGACUGUCGCGCUCAGAAAAUCCUGUUUAGAAGCAAAAAGGAAAGAAAAACACUUUAUUUUUAGUUAAUGGCUUGUUUAAGUGAAGGAAACUGAAAAGGAUGAAAAUCUAGUGGCAGGGUUGAUAGAAUUUUAUCGUACAAAAAUAUUUCAGAUUUAUGAAAGCCAGCCCGAGAGGUAAUAAAAAGCUUUUCUAAAAACAGUUUGAUUUUAAAAGCUUAUGAUUAAACAUUAUGAAUUCAGGUUUAUUCCUAAUGUCACUUUGCCACUAAUUUUUUAAUAAAAUUAAAUAGGCUGCUAAUUAGCUAACCCAGUGCUUAUUGGUGUGUGAUUUCCUAAGGCUUUAGAUAAUGUUUGUCUUCAUCAUUGCAGUUUCAAAAGAUAACAAUGUUAGGAAAAUGCAGUGCAUUCAUAACACUUGCAGUUUACCAUAUAUUUUAGAUCUUCUACUGGUUGAUGUUUAACUUGGAAGGGAUUCUGCUAAAAACCUUAUGAAAAUAUAGAAACUCAGACGUUGCAGGCAUCAAGAUUUUUGGUCAGAUAACAAGCUGUCUGACUGAGUGCAUAUGAACUUCAUGAAAGUCAUAUGGAAGCUGUACUUAUUUCAGUGCCAGGUUCUAGAAAUCAAGUGUCAUAAUAUUUACUAUUGUGAGGGAUACAACCUGCUUACCAAUUUGCUUUCUGACCAAGUUGCUUGAACAACAUUUUUUUAUUAUUAUUUGGUUUGAGUGAAAUUCCUAGAAAACUUAAGUGGUGUAGACAUCCUGCUCAGAUGUGAACUUCACGCAUGGGAUUAGAUUCUCGUCUGCUGUAAAUCAGCAUAGUUUUCUGCAAGUCAGUGGAAAUAUGUAGAAUUACAUGAACUAAAGAUCUUGCUCUUUAAUUUCAUGGUCCAGAUCCUCCAAGGCCUAUCUCCCACUGAAAUCAAUCGUCAAAAUAAUCAGGUGCCUAACUAAUUCACAUUUAUCUUGGAAGACAUAUGCCCAUGUGUAAUCUAAACAGCAAGUUCUACGUUUUUAAGCUUUUAACUUCCUUAGGGUUUCUUUACAUAAGAUUUCCUGAUGCUUGAUUCAAAAGUGCCUGACUAGACUAUCAUGAUUAAAUCAUAAAUGAUAGCUGAAAAACUGUUGUAAUCUCAGAGUUAAAUUAGAAGAGCUCAGUUUUAUUUCAGUUAGUGCAACUCCACAUCCUUUACUAAAGAAAGGACUGGGUGCCAGUAGUACCCUGUCAUUUCACUAGAGAGCUUUGUAUUUGUAUGGCACAUCAAGAGAUGACGGCUACAGCUACGGUGCUUUAGGUAAAAGGGUUAUCCUAACAGUUUGAGUGGAGAAAUACAAUGUACUGUCAGGUGCCCUCUUCUCUUUAGGAAAGAGUUUACAUUCAUGUAGCCCUUGCAAGGUUGUAUGAAACACAACCCUUGCUAGGCAUUGUGCCCCAAAUACUAUAUAGCUCUAUUCUCCACUGAGUUUGAAGUAGAACAUCUUCCACCUGGCACUUUCAUUGUAGAAUAGGUUUCCUACUUCUUUUUCUUACCAUAUCACUCUUACAUCCUCGGCUGCUGAAAGCAGGAUUUCUUUCUACUGUGAUGCUUAAUCAAAUCAUCAAAUCCUUAUGCUGAUUUUCCUUGUGGUUUUUUGUUUUAUACCUUAUUAGAGCACAUGAGACAAAUCAUUGUGCAGUUUUUACUUAUAUUCUGAAGGAAAAGAGGCAACCGUUCAUUUUUAAUAGUUCUUUUUAACAGGACAGCAUUUGUCACUGCAGUUCCACAUUUGUAUGUAUGAUGAGUAUUUUCAAUCUCUCUUGUUUAGAAUCUUGUGUAAUAUUUGAUAUCUGUAAUAUCAAGAUGUUAGUUUUAUAUGUCUGGAUAUUCAAAUAAUAGAAUGUGUCUAUUUUUAUCCUACUGCCUUCAUUUAACAAAUUGCCACAAACAACACUUAGUUCGAGGCCUGUACUAGGAUCUCAGUUUAUUCCAUUUUUUGUAAAUGUUAACUUACCACUUUUUGGCAUUCUGUAUUUUUUUCAUAGUGAGUACUGGGCUGUAGAAAUGCUACAACACAUACUUUUGUGUUACCAUUACAUGCCAUGAAACAUUUAUGCUUGGAAUUAGGCAAAAUUCAAGUAUUGUACAAUGUAAAUAAGAUUAAUGAAGCUAUGGCAUUGUAUUUAUUGCUUAUAGAGUAAGACUGAAACGAAAAAUGUGAACUUAUUUUGUUUUUGCUUCAUUUUCACUCUUAAUAUGAAACAUUACUCAUUUAAUUGUUGAAAAAACAAUAUUAAUUUUCUGAUCAAUAAAAUCGUAUGCUUACCA
Alligator mississippiensis (American alligator) is the source of this 5790-nucleotide messenger RNA. RefSeq names its product calcitonin receptor like receptor (gene CALCRL). The record is from RefSeq and is a predicted model, not a curated record. The coding region runs from base 289 to 1692 and encodes 467 amino acids. Lineage: Eukaryota; Metazoa; Chordata; Crocodylia; Alligatoridae. Gene Ontology annotation, biological process: cell surface receptor signaling pathway; angiogenesis; adenylate cyclase-activating G protein-coupled receptor signaling pathway. The transcript has 14 exons. Gene Ontology annotation, cellular component: plasma membrane. Gene Ontology annotation, molecular function: calcitonin receptor activity; calcitonin gene-related peptide receptor activity; adrenomedullin receptor activity.